Molecule: messenger RNA, 966 nt
Organism: Ostreococcus tauri
Lineage: Eukaryota; Viridiplantae; Chlorophyta; Mamiellophyceae; Mamiellales; Bathycoccaceae
Product: HAD hydrolase, subfamily IA
Exons: 2
Coding region: 1-966 (321 amino acids)
Molecular function (GO): hydrolase activity
Source: RefSeq, a predicted model, not a curated record
AUGCGCGCGGGAACGAGACAAGGGGCCGCGCUCGCGGGGGCGCCCGUGCGCGCGACGCGCGGGCGCGCGCGUGGGCGAUCGCGCGCGGGACGACGGGUGACGGAGGCGCUGCGGAAUUUUGAUUAUCCCGAGGCGCUGUUGUUCGAUUGCGACGGCGUGCUGUGCGAGACGGAGCGAGACGGACAUCGAGUGACGUUUAAUAAGACGUUCGAGGAGUUCGGGAUCCCGCACGCGUGGGACGUGGAGGUGUACGGUGAAUUGUUGAAGAUUGGCGGCGGGAAGGAGCGCAUGACGCACUACUUUGACUCCGUCCCGGACGCGGAACCGUGGAAGAGCGUGACCGAUCCGGAAGAGCGCAAGGAGCUGGUGAAAAAGCUUCACGCGAGAAAGACGGAAAUGUUCUUGGAGCUCGUGAACCAAGGCGCGUUGCCGCUUCGACCGGGGGUAAAGCGCAUGGUGCGCGAGGCGCUCGAUCACGGCGCCAAGGUUGCCGUGUGCUCGACGUCAAACGAAAAGGCGGUGCAAGGGAUCGUGAACACCAUGCUUCCGGAGUUCGCCGAUCGCAUGCCCGUCUUUGCGGGCGACAUUGUGCCGAAGAAGAAGCCCUCGCCGGAUAUUUAUCAGCUCGCGGCGAAGACGCUUGGCGUCGAUCCGGCUCGCUGCGUCGUCGUCGAGGACACUCAUAUCGGAACCUCCGCGGGCAAGGCCGCUGGUAUGCGUGUUUGCGUGACAAAGAGCAUCUACAGUGAAGAGGAAGAUUUCUCUCGCGCGGAUGCCGUGUUCGAUUGCUUGGGUGACGAGGGCGACGAACGCGUCAAAUUCCAUCAGCUCACCACUCCGGGUGAUUUCUGGCUGAAUCCUCCACUUCCCGUGGACUACGAUGGGAACUGGUACGCAGGUGAUGAACCGGCGGUUGACGAUAGAUUGACGCCCGAGGAGCGCGCGAUCCUGGCUGACCUCGACUAG